AUGGAAUCAGUUCAGGAUCCUCAGGACCCAUUUGCAGUGCUGUCAGAGGAGGACAAAAGUUUCCUUGUUUGUGUAGUUGCUUUGGUCCUUCUGGCUCUUGGGAUAACCCUUCGAGCUACUAGACAUCAUUGGUCGCACCCAUCACUGACAUUUUGCAAAUGCUAUGAGAGGCUGAGGCAUUUGCGAAACAAAGAAGGAGAGGAUUUGAGAUGGAACACAUAUUUGCUCCAAGAGGUUUGUGAGCAAAAGGUCGUUUUAGCACGGAUCUAUGGGCGCUAUGCAGCUUGCGUCUUGAUCUUCUCAUCACUCAUCCGUGUCCAAAGGAUGUUGUCGAGAGACCCUCCGUGGUUGAGCUCAGAGGGAGCUUGGUUUGGGCUGGUUGUGGCAUUCUUAGCCACUUUGAUGUCCCAAGUUCCACAAGCCACACAAAGGUACUCCUUGGAUGUGAUUUGUUUCCUGUGGUAUUUGGUGGCAGCAUUUCAUUUGUCCUCGUGGGUCGUCGCAGUGGAACAGCUCUUGCUGAUGGAGCUCUUAAUGUUUAUGAUUGUGCACAUUCCUGUUUGCACCUUCGCGAAGCAUUACAGUGUGAUCCUUUUGUGUCAGGGAGGAAUCAUGGCAUUUGUAGUAGCCCGCGCUAUGAUGGAGGACCUCCAAAGAAUUCAGAUAACAAACAAAAGUUCAAUGGUGGUCUUCAACAUCUUGUUGCUGGGCUAUGCGUUGCUGGUUCAUUCCCUCUCGAACUCCUUCCUGCAGCAGACUGUGGAACUCCGUGUCCGCGGGGCAGACAGCAAAAUCCAAGGGAAUGCUACCUCCUCUCUGUUAGAGCUCACCUGCGAUGCUGUGGUGCAUCUGGAUUCCGAGCUUCGAAUCACUUCCGACGCCCGCGAUGCGUUGGCUGCGAUGCUCUUUCGCAAUCCGGAGGCACUCAGAGGCACCAAAUUCACCGAGUUGAUUGCCACUGCUGAAGCUCGCUCUCGGGCGGCAGAGAUUUUGAAUGAAGAAGCUGAGGCUCGAGCACACGCCUUCCAUACGCAGCUGGUGGAUGGCUGUUUCACUCGGUUCAGGACAGAGGUGUUUCAAGUGAAGUACUCCAAGAUGAACGGAGAGAAAUGUCACCUCUUGGGACUGCGUGACUUCACCGAUGUGAAACCCUUGUCUCAGCAUGCCACCGAUGCGGCUUCGCCCGUGGAACGAGAAGUCGUAGACGGAAGUUCACAAGCUCUCAGAAUCAAGCUGGAUGAUUGCCACCUAGCUGCCAUCCUGCCAACCUUGAGACUGCAACGCAUUCAGAGCACCCGCAGGAACGCCCAAAAACCAUUGUGUUUUUUCUUCCUGGUUUUGGCAAAAUCCAAGUAA
Messenger RNA from Durusdinium trenchii, 1356 nucleotides. The record is from the annotation of a GenBank genome assembly. Lineage: Eukaryota; Dinophyceae; Suessiales; Symbiodiniaceae.